Messenger RNA from Filobasidium floriforme, 1742 nucleotides. Its product is annotated as Clavaminate synthase-like protein. The transcript is spliced from 3 exons. The record is from RefSeq and is a predicted model, not a curated record. Gene Ontology annotation, biological process: carnitine biosynthetic process. NCBI's taxonomy places the organism in Eukaryota, Fungi, Basidiomycota, Tremellomycetes, Filobasidiales, Filobasidiaceae. Gene Ontology annotation, molecular function: oxidoreductase activity. Gene Ontology annotation, cellular component: mitochondrion. The coding region runs from base 1 to 1260 and encodes 419 amino acids.
AUGGUUCAGCCGUCACUAUCGGACAACUGCACCUGCUCGAACUGCCUGCAAGCAUCGACGAAACAAAGGUUGCACAAGAGCUCAGAUUAUUUCUCCCACGAAGCCUUGCCGGAGACCGCUGUACGGAUGGAGACCAAGGAAGGUCAAGUUGGGCUGCAUGUCAGCUGGUCGGGUGUACACAUGACCUCUGGGGCUGGUACUGGACAGGAGACGACUCACCCAUCAUCCUUCUUCCCUCUCGCUGAGCUGGUCCGCCUAUCAUCGCCUUCGCAAUACACGCAGCAAGACCCCCUUUUCUUCCCAACAUCGACCUGGAACCAGCAGAGGAUACUGGGCUCGCCCACUUUAAGGGUACCUUACGAGGCUUUCAAAUCGUCGCCUACCGCUUUACACGCCGCGCUGUCUCAAGUCACGUCAUACGGCUUAGUUGUGCUCACUGGAGUCCCUACAGACAAAACGGACGACGCAACAUGCGAGCUGCGACAAGCUAUGGAACAGAUUGGUGAACUUCGCAACACCUUUUACGGCCAAACCUGGGAUGUUAAAGCGAUCAAAGACAGUAAGAACAUCGCUUACACCGACGUGGACCUAGGUUUCCAUCAGGAUCUACUAUAUUUUGAGUCGCCUCCGCGCUUCCAAGCUCUGCAUUGUCUGCGCAACAAGGUCGAUGGAGGAUCGUCUUACUUUGCCGACGCUUUCGCUGCUGCAGAACGGUUGAAGAAGGAAGAACCUAAAAUGUAUGAGGUUCUCAAAACGACGCAGGUACCAUUCCACUACGACAACGACGGCAACUGGUAUCACCGAACUCAUACCACGAUAGAGGAGUCACAGACUGGCCGCGGCCUGCAUGCAGUCAACUAUUCGCCUCCCUUCCAGGCCCCUCUGCCUUUGAUCAGUGGGACUUCAGUGCUAGGCAUUCAGGGGGGCGCAUCCAAUGAUCUGCCAGCCUCUUUGACUGCGUUCGACGAACUUUUGAGCGAGAAAGUUGCUCAAUAUGAAUUCACGAUGCAGGAAGGAGAUCUGGUAUUCUUCGACAACCGUCGAGUGCUGCACGCUCGGAGAGCCUUCAAGCCCAAACCUUCGGCACAAGACGCUACAGCCGCAGGGGAAGCAACGCGAUGGCUCAAGGGUUGUUACCUGGAUGGAGAUGUCAUCUGGAACAAGCUGCGUCACUUGACGAGAGAUGGCGUAGCCGGCAAAUUCCCUGUCGACGACCGAUGGCGUCCCGCGAUCGAGAAGAAUUUCCCGCGGCUGCAAUAAGGCAUGGUCUCCGUCGUUGAUCAUCGCCAAAUCAUAAUGAUAGCAUCUGUCAUAUCACUACUCUAGGUUGUAAAACAUCAUAUCCAUGUGUCGUACAGCGCCCGAACUGUCAAUAGAUCGUUCGCUGCCUGCGGGAGUAACCCAGUCGUCUUGUCGUUAAAUCGUUAUCGCGGUCACUUCCGCUUCCUGUAUCGUGGUAUAGAGAUCGUUGUCUCAUUCAGCUGCCAAGAUCGAAGACCCUCUGCAAUUCUUCUUGCAUCAGAUUCCCAUCUUCGACAUCGUCGACGCGAACGUCUGUAUCUUCUAUGUCGGUGCCGAUAGGUCGGCAGUCGCAAAUCUCGCUCAUGCGGCCGUCCCGCCGAAGGAUCUCAAAGGCGAUCUGUGAACCUUUGCAUUUUGCGGUGUAAGCGUGAUCUGCGCCGGCCGUCGCGAUGACCUCGUCAUGGACCAGUACGUUGUAUGUAUGUCGAGCCUCAGGCUGG